Juglans microcarpa x Juglans regia is the source of this 531-nucleotide messenger RNA. RefSeq lists its product as uncharacterized. The coding region runs from base 1 to 531 and encodes 176 amino acids. Lineage: Eukaryota; Viridiplantae; Streptophyta; Magnoliopsida; Fagales; Juglandaceae. The transcript has a single exon. The record is from RefSeq and is a predicted model, not a curated record.
AUGCUUGUUGCCAACUUCACAACUAAGAGAAUCUUCAUCAACAACGGCAACUCCGCGGACAUUCUCUUUUGGGAUGCUUUCACCCAGAUGGAGAUUGGUCCCGCCCGAAAGUUGAAAGGGUUUUCGGGGGACAUGGUUCAACCAGUGGGAACCAUCACCCUAUCAAUCCUGGCCGGCAAAGCCCCUCACACGGCCUUGACGAUUGCCAACUUCAUAGUGAUGAAGGCCCCCUCAUCAUACAACACCAUACUGGGGUGGCUGACCCUCAACAACUUGAAGGUGGUAACUUCAACUUACCACCUAAUAGUGAAGUUCCCGACAGCUGUGAGAGUGGGGGAAAUCCGAGGCGAACAAGUGUUAGCACAUGAGAGUGCAGGAGUUGAAAUCGGUGAAGGGGGAGGUUCACACGAUGGAAGCUACGGGCCACGACAACGUCCCACCACCUAUUCCCCAAGUUUGCCACUAGAGAAGAAUAGGUCAGGGAUGAGCAGACCUUUAGACAAGUGGAGACAAACAAACCGCUGGAGUUAG